Aspergillus puulaauensis is the source of this 1434-nucleotide messenger RNA. RefSeq lists its product as uncharacterized. The coding region runs from base 1 to 1434 and encodes 477 amino acids. The record is from RefSeq and is a predicted model, not a curated record. NCBI's taxonomy places the organism in Eukaryota, Fungi, Ascomycota, Eurotiomycetes, Eurotiales, Aspergillaceae. The transcript has 3 exons.
AUGGUCUCCCCGGGCUUUGCCUUCGUCCCCGUGGACAGUUCUGGCAAGACCCAGGCUAUAGAUCGAAAGACCAUCCGCAGUCAUUGCAUGCGCGGGAAGAAUAGGCGGAUAGGGGUGCCGCGUCGAUCUACUACGCGUCCGACAAGGACAUAUCACAGCCUGAGGCCUGUUUUACUCGAUAAUCCAUCAUCAACGAUCACCAUACCUUGUGCAUACCAGGAGGCCGAAGACGAGGAUGAUGUUUUUGUAAAGACCAGGUCAGAGAGCAUCGCCUCAUUUUGCGCUCCAUCAAACAUAGCACAGGUCAAACUUGCAAUUGAUAUGGAUGAUACGACCAAGGAACUUGUCAUUGACUCCUUCCUGCACUUCAACCAGGCCAUGUACCCAGCCGAGCUCUUCAAAGGCUUCAAUGUCGACCAAAGCGAAUGGGGCCACUGGCUAUUCCACGACCCUGCGUAUCUACAGUGCGCCUUCUUCAUGGCGUUCACCACGCGCGACAUCACAGAGAACAGACCGAUAACGCCAGCUACCUACUCACACCUCAGAGAGGCUAUUAUACAUUUAAAUAAGCGACUAUCAAGCUCUGACAAUGACAUCGCCCUUGGCAACUCCACCAUCGCUACGGUGAUUAUACUAACCAUGUUCUCUUGCAUCAUCAACGACCACGAAGCUGCGAAGACACAUAUUGCUGGGCUGCAGCAGAUGGUCCGUCUACGUGGUGGACUUCAGAGUCUUGCUCUAAACCCAAAAUUGUAUCUGAAACUUGGACGGGUCGACCUCAUCUACUCCCUGAACACAGGAUCCCAAGGGCUUCUAUGCACAUAUCCGCUCUAUUGCAACCCAGUCUUUUACAGAAAUAACAGCCUACCCACAUUAGAUACCGACCUUUCAGUAUAUGGUCUUAGCGACCCACAACUUAUCCCUAUCUUCCUCGAAAUGCGGCACUACUCGUCCCUGAUCAACGCCGCGCACACCACGCGCCAACGACGCUCUACAGAUGAGUAUCACACCGCGGUGUGUUCAUUUCAGUACCGACUCCUCCAAUUAAAUUGCUGCCUGGAGGAUACCUUAUCUGAGUGUCUGCGACUCACGCUGCUUGCGUUCCUCAUUACGACCUUUCAGACUCCUGGGAUACGUGCCAAGUAUCCGUACUUGGCGGACUGUUUACGGGGGAGCUGUCUUGCUGUUCCAGUACCGCAGGGGCACGGGUUUAGGGAGCUGAUGAGAUGGAUUCUGAUUGUGGGGGCGGUCUCUGUGUUUGACGUCAAGGAUGAAUGGGAGUGGAUGGAGCAGAGAUGGAGGGAUGCUGUCGAAGAAAAUAUGAGCUGGGAGGAGAUGAGGGCAGGGCUGAAGGAUAUUAUGUGGAUUGAUCCGUUGCAGGAUAAACUAGGGAGGGCUGCAUUUCAGGAGUUGAAUAGGUGUCAGCAGGUAUAA